AUGUCGACCAUUAUGUCUGAGCACGUUGUAAAGAUGGCAAAGGAAUUUGUCAACUUUAUGAAUCAAGCCAUCACCCCGUUUCACGCUGUGCAAACAGUUUCCGACAUGCUGAGGGAUGCCGGGUACACGCAGCUUCAUGAGGAAAAGGCUUGGCCAGAAAUAACUCCUGGCGGCAAGUACUACUUGACGCGCAAUGGGACCAGCAUCAUUGCGUUUUCAGUCGGAGGAAAAUUUGACCCAAUGAACGGUGUAAAGAUUGUUGGCGCGCACACGGAUUCCCCUAAUUUUCUGGUGAAGCCACGCACAAAAUCGACCGCCGCUGAUUACCAACGCGUGGCAGUGCAGUGCUACGGUGGUGGUCUGUGGCACUCCUGGUUUGAUCGCGAUUUGACGGUUGCCGGCCGCGUUAUCAUUUCGCGAGAGCGCCUGGAGCAGAAAAUUAUAAAGAUCGACAAGCCAAUCAUGCGUAUCCCAAAUCUCGCUAUUCAUUUGACCGCUGCCAAGGAUCGCGAAGCGUUUUCAUUCAACAAGGAGUCUCAUUUGAUCCCUAUCAUAUCUACGCAGAUAGCCGCGAAGAUUGCAGAGUGUGACGACAAGGAUGCAUCGAAUCUGAAUCACUGCGUUUCCCUGAUGAAGGCUAUUGCGAGCGUUGCUGGAUGCAACCCAGAUGAUAUUGUCGAUUUUGAUUUGAGCGUGAUUGACACCCAGCCGGCGGUAAUUGGAGGAAUUCAUGAUGAGUUUAUCUUCUCGCCGCGCCUUGACAAUCUGAUCUCGUGCUAUUGCGCUGUGAAGGCGAUUAUCGAGGCGGGCUCAUUGGAAAAUGAUACGAUGAUACGCAUGGUGUGCUUGUUCGAUCACGAAGAGUGUGGCUCCAGUUCAUCCCAGGGUGCUGCCGGCUCGCUCGUUCCUGAUGUUAUUGAGCACAUUGUAAGCAACAAAACCCUUCGUGCAACGUUGGUCGCCAACUCAUUUCUUCUGUCCGUCGAUGGCGCACAUGGGUGUCACCCGAAUUACGCUGACAAGCACGAAAAUGCUCACCGACCAGCUCUCCAUGGAGGACCUGUUAUCAAAUACAAUGCAAACGUCCGUUAUGCGACCAACGGGUUAACAGCAGCCGUAGUGAAGGAUAUGGCGAAGAAGGCUGACGUACCCAUCCAAGAGUUUGUGGUGCGAAAUGACUUUCCCUGCGGAUCCACCAUCGGGCCCAUUCUGUCUGCUCUGUCCGGUAUAAAAACUGCUGAUAUUGGCAACCCCAUGAUCAGCAUGCACAGUAUCCGGGAGAUGUGCGGUACUGUUGAUGUCUACUACAUGACGAAGCUGAUUGAAUCCUUUUUCGUCAACUACGAAAACCCGCAUGAGUAG
Leishmania mexicana MHOM/GT/2001/U1103 is the source of this 1362-nucleotide messenger RNA. Its product is annotated as metallo-peptidase, Clan MH, Family M20. The coding region runs from base 1 to 1362 and encodes 453 amino acids. Gene Ontology annotation, molecular function: zinc ion binding; aminopeptidase activity. NCBI's taxonomy places the organism in Eukaryota, Euglenozoa, Kinetoplastea, Trypanosomatida, Trypanosomatidae. The record is from RefSeq and is a predicted model, not a curated record. The transcript has a single exon. Gene Ontology annotation, biological process: proteolysis.